Molecule: messenger RNA, 4094 nt
Organism: Erinaceus europaeus (western European hedgehog)
Lineage: Eukaryota; Metazoa; Chordata; Mammalia; Eulipotyphla; Erinaceidae
Gene: KLHL23
Product: kelch like family member 23
Exons: 4
Coding region: 439-2115 (558 amino acids)
Molecular function (GO): protein binding
Source: RefSeq, a predicted model, not a curated record
AUGGUCUAACUUCAGGACUUAAAACAGUUUGCCCAGGGAGAGAACGCUCGGGUGUGCGAAGACAGAUCAGAGCGGAGGGCAUCCAGCUCGCGGCCCUGACAGUCUCCCCCAGAAAGUCGGCCCACCUGCCGCAGGGCAGCCGCGGGAGGGGCCGCAGCCGCACGCUCGCCCUCCGCGCCCCUGCCCCCAGCGCGGCCCCCCACCCGGGAGUUCCCCGAGGAGCCCCGCGCCCGAGACGCGCGGGGGGCUGCUGGGCUGGAGGCGGGGAGCAGCCGGGGCGCCAAAAUAGGAGCCGCUUGUGAGCUAGAGCUGCGCUAGCAGGCGGCCCCCGCCGCGCCUCUUCCAAAGAUGGUCAGUGGGGCCGCAGGCGCCCCCGCCCCCGUCCGCCGCUAGUCCGCCUGCCAGCCCAGCGCCCGGGAGCCGCCGCCGGAGGUAGCCAUGGCCCUGAAAGGACAAGAAGAUUAUAUUUAUCUUUUCAAGGAUUCAGCACAUCCAGUGGAUUUUCUGGAUGCAUUCAGGACAUUUUACUUGGACGGAUUAUUCACAGACAUUACCCUUCAGUGCCCUUCAGGCAUGAUCUUCCAUUGUCACCGAGCUGUUUUAGCUGCUUGCAGCAAUUAUUUUAAGGCAAUGUUCACAGCUGACAUGAAAGAAAAAUUUAAAAAUAAAAUAAAGAUCUCUGGCAUCCACCAUGAUAUUUUGGAAGGCCUUGUAAAUUAUGCCUACACUUCCCAAAUUGAAAUAACUAAAAGAAAUGUUCAAAGUCUGCUUGAAGCAGCAGACCUGCUACAGUUUCUUUCAGUAAAGAAAGCUUGUGAGCAGUUUUUGGUAAGGCAUCUGGAUAUUGAUAACUGUAUUGGAAUGCACUCCUUUGCAGAAUUCCAUGUAUGUCCAGAACUAGAGAAGGAAUCUAGAAGAAUUCUGUGUUCAAGGUUUAAGGAAGUAUGGCAGCAGGAAGAAUUUUUGGAUAUUAGCCUUGAAAAAUUUCUCUUUAUCUUGUCUAGGAAGAAUCUCAGUGUUUGGAAAGAAGAAGCUAUCAUAGAACCAGUUAUUAAGUGGACGGCUCAUGAUAUAGAGAAUCGAGUUGAAUGCCUAUAUAAUCUGUUGAGCUAUGUCAACAUAGAUAUAGAUCCAGUGUAUUUAAAAACAGCUUUAGGCCUUCAGAGAAGCUGUCUACUAACUGAAAAUAAGAUAAGAUCUCUGAUAUACAAUUCAUUAAAUCCCAUGCAUAAGGAGAUUUCCCAGAGGUCCACAGCCACGAUGUAUAUCGUUGGAGGCUAUUACUGGCAUCCUUUAUCGGAAGUUCACAUAUGGGAUCCUAUGACAAAUGUCUGGAUACAAGGAGCAGAAAUACCAGACUAUACUAGAGAGAGCUAUGGUGUUACAUGUCUGGGACCCAAUAUUUAUGUCACUGGUGGCUAUAGGACGGAUAACAUAGAAGCUCUUGACACAGUGUGGAUCUAUAACAGUGAAAGUGAUGAGUGGACAGAAGGCUUACCAAUGCUCAAUGCCAGGUAUUACCACUGUGCAGUCACUUUGGGUGGCUGUGUCUAUGCUUUGGGCGGUUACAGGAAAGGGGCUCCCGCAGAAGAAGCUGAGUUCUAUGAUCCAUUAAAAGAGAAAUGGAUUCCUAUUGCAAAUAUGAUAAAAGGCGUGGGGAAUGCUACUGCCUGUGUCUUACAUGAAGUUAUCUAUGUCAUUGGUGGUCACUGUGGUUAUAGAGGAAGCUGUACCUAUGACAAAGUCCAGAGCUACAAUUCAGAUAUCAAUGAAUGGAGCCUCAUCACCUCUAGUCCACAUCCAGAAUACGGAUUAUGCUCAGUUCCUUUUGAAAACAAGCUCUAUCUAGUUGGCGGACAGACGACAAUCACGGACUGUUACGACCCUGAGCAAAAUGAGUGGAGGGAGACAGCCCCCAUGAUGGAGAGGAGGAUGGAGUGUGGCGCCGCCAUCGUGAGCGGCUGCAUUUAUGUCACUGGGGGCUACUCCUACUCAAAGGGGACUUACCUUCAGAGCAUUGAGAAAUACGACCCGGAUCUUAAUAGAUGGGAAAUAGUGGGGAAUCUUCCAAGUGCCAUGCGGUCGCAUGGGUGCGUUUGCGUGUAUAAUGUCUGAUUGACUUCUUAGAAAUAUCCAAGUAUUCACUGUUUAGGAGUACAGAAAACAGGAGUGUGACAUUGGGAGUUUGUUGCUUGUUAUUGUGGUUUAGCACAUAAUAAGUGAAGCAGUGGAGUUAAUACUUGUAGUCUGUGCUUUUCCAAGGUAAUACUGAAAGGUGGGCACUUGAUAAAGGAUGAAAUAACUUUGCAGUGUGUUUUUUUCCCUCUGGUAGUAUCAACACUGGCUGUAGGUUGAAUCAUUCUAUGGUAUAAAAUGUCUCUUAUGACCCUUUAAUGUAGUAAACAGUGUGCAUUAAGGUUCUGCUUAGCAGGAAUCUGAAAUUUAGAGAGAAUCUUCUCUACCUCUAUAAAAUCAACACUUAAGUUUUUUUUAACCUUAAUACUUAUUUAGAAUGCAGAUUUACUACAAACUUGGUUUUUCCCCCUUCUUAGUUUGCAUAAUUUACUGUUAUUAUUCUUUUUGACAGACUCUAGAUUAUGCUCGAGAGAUAUACAAGGUACUGUGCAAAAAGAUUUACAAACUAAGUGUAAAAGAAUGGCAAAUCUGAAAAUUUGCAGAAGGAAAAGAGGCAAACGUUUGCUGCUCCUAAGAGCUAUAUAAUUUUUGGCUUUGACAUAAUUGCUAGCUUAGCUGUCUUUAAGCAUGUUAACAAAUCCUUUACGAGUAAGUAUAGAUACAUGUUUGCAUGUCAAAUUAAAUUUUUGAACCAGAAAGCAAGUAGAACAAUUGUGAUACAGUAGACAAUACAUACAAGGAAAAAAUCUGCAUGAUUUUCCAGCUCUGCCACUCGCUACAUUUUGUGACUUAGAAGGAGUGAUUUUCCAGCUCUACCACUCGCUACAUUUUGUGACCUCUCCUGGGUUAGAGCUCCCUGACUGGGGCACAGCAACACCCUGGGUUAUAGACAUCCCCAUAGCCCUUGGGACAGCUGGGUGGCUGGAGCUUCAGGGUCAGAAACAACUUUGUAGAUUUUCUUCACUGUGCCUAUAGGAUCACUUCCCAUGUUUGUCAUGACUUGCGAAACAGUGGGGAGCGUUUCUCAUGCACCUAAACUUUCAGUAAAUCUGUUCGACCAAUCUAUCCACACUCUUCACUUUUUUAAAAGACAAUAAUUUUCUAAACUUUAAAUACAGAAGUUAAAAUAUACCCAUGGCUUCUGAGAUAUAUAUAUAUAUAUAUAUAUAUAUAUAUAUAUAUAUAUUUUUUUUUUUUUUUUUUUAAUUUUAAAAAGAAACUUUAAUGCAUUCAUUUCAGGUGGCAUUUGAAAUAGACACAACCCGUUGGGGGAUGCAGUGUGGUGCUAUACAGAGUCAUAAAAACAGCUAUAUCUUGGCCCCAUAAGUUGCUCCUAACUUUAUAACCUUGUGAGUAAUAUAAGGAGGUGACAAGAUAGCUCAUCUGGGAAGGUGCAUGCUUUACCAUGUGCAUGACCCAGAUUUGAACUCCCAGUACACCACAUUGGAGUACUAUGGCAUUGGGCAAAGCUUUAAUCCUGUAAGGUCUCUCCCUCCCUUUUUGUCUGAAAAAGAUAGUCAAGAGUAAUAAAGCCCAAGCAACAACAAAAAAUAAUGAUCAGAUAAAAAACAAAAAAAGUUUAAAGGUAAAUGCAUGAGGGUAUUUAUGUCUGCAUUGUUUACUAUAAUAAAAAAGGAAAGUAAUUUACAUGUCAAAGAAGAAAAUGAGCUAAUGAAAAUUGUGAAAUAUUAUACUGCUGUUAAAACAAAUAUUUGGAAGACUGUACAAGCAUGGAUGUAUCUGAUAUAGUGGGUACAAUAAGCACAAUGUGACAUAGUAUGCACACAAGGAUUGUGACUUUAUAAAAUCUUUAUGCAUGUGGAAGGUAAUUAUACAAAAUUGAAAUUGUUUCACUGUUAGAAGGGCAUGGAAUUUUGUAUUUAUUUAAAUGUUUUCCUUUUUUAAAUGUUGCUCUUUAAUACGACUUUGUAUUUUCAAUAAAAAUAAACAAGUCAUCA